GCCCGGGCUCGGCCCGCCCGCCGCGGCCUCAGCAUGGCCGGCUUCGCCGACCUGAACCUGCCGCAAGGGCUGGACAAGAAGUCCCUGCAGAUCGGCAUCGUUUUGAAUUGCUCGCUUUUGGGAUAUUCUGCAGUUGCACUUAAUCAUGUCAUCGAUUUUAAAGAAAAGAAACAGGAAAUCAUCAAGCCAGUGUCGCCUUCAGAGUUGUUUCCAUCUUUACCUAUUGUACAAGGGACAUCUAAAAAAAUUAAAGUCUUGACCCGGUUAACACUUGUUGUUUCUGAUCCUUCCCACUGUAAUCUCUUGAGAUCGACAUCUGCAAAUAUAAGGUUAUAUGACAUCAUAGCAGUAUUUCCAAAAACUGAGAAACUAUUCCAUAUUGCUUGCACGACACUAGAUGUGGAUCUGGUCUGCAUAAAUGUAACGGAAAAGCUGCCAUUCUACUUCCGAAGGCCCCCUGUGAAUAUGGCAAUAGAUCGAGGCAUUUACUUUGAACUUCUUUACACGCCUGCCAUCAAAGACUCUACAAUGAGAAGAUACACAAUUUCAAAUGCCAUCAGCCUGAUGCAGAUCUGCAAAGGAAAGAACAUAGUUAUAUCUAGUGCAGCUGAAAGGCCUCUAGAGCUCCGAGGUCCUUAUGAUGUGGCUAAUCUAGGUUUGCUGUUUGGCCUCCCAGAAGGCGAAGCAAAGGCAGCUGUGUCCACCAACUGCAGGGCCACCAUGCUGCAUGGAGAAACUCGAAAGAGUGCCUGUGGUGUGGUCUACACAGUGAAGAAGCCUCGCAAGGUUGAGGAGGAAGAAACAGCAGUGCCAGCAUGCAAAAAAGCUAAGACUCAAGCUUGAGGACUGAACCAGUUGUCAACAGAAGCCUCCAUCUCUUCUUUACCCAGUGUUCCUCCAGCCAAUCUAAUUUUUCCCUUACUACCUUGCUUCGCCUGCAGAAGAACUAUUCUUCCAGCAUUCGAGUGAGGAAAACUGUGACUGAGACUGCUGAACCAUAUUCACCACAUCUGAAAGGUCACACUGGGCUUCUGGCCAAGGUCAGGAGACUGACUUUUCACCCUGCCUUAGGUCUCCUGGAGUUAAUGCAAACUCAACAGAACAUUUCCAGCAUGGAAAUUUUCACUUGUACGCGUGCAUUCCUUUUUUAUUAAAAACAUGUCUAAGAACACAUGCCUUCA
This is a messenger RNA of Cyanistes caeruleus (blue tit), 1181 nucleotides long. The record is from RefSeq and is a predicted model, not a curated record. NCBI's taxonomy places the organism in Eukaryota, Metazoa, Chordata, Aves, Passeriformes, Paridae.